This is a messenger RNA of Drosophila erecta, 4106 nucleotides long. RefSeq names its product protein unc-93 homolog A. Gene Ontology annotation, biological process: regulation of muscle contraction; regulation of potassium ion transport. The record is from RefSeq and is a predicted model, not a curated record. The coding region runs from base 557 to 2779 and encodes 740 amino acids. The transcript is spliced from 5 exons. Gene Ontology annotation, molecular function: potassium channel regulator activity. Lineage: Eukaryota; Metazoa; Arthropoda; Insecta; Diptera; Drosophilidae. Gene Ontology annotation, cellular component: plasma membrane; striated muscle dense body.
AACCACUCACCACAUGAGCUGGGGAUUGUGGGGUGCCGAGUGCGCAUGUCUGGGAUGCGAGAAUGGGUGGGAAGUGCGAGAUGCUGCCGAAGGCCCGAGAUGACAACAAUUUCAGCAGCGGACUCAGAAUCGCCAGUCCGUAAUCCCUUCCAGCUUUUCAGUGUGUUUCUGGAGCAGAUCGCGUGCGGCGGUGUUUUGUGCAGUGUUGAGUGGCGAAAGUGCUGGCUUCUUUGAAGGCUUACAAACAAUUUUGUCCCGACUCGACGAACAGAAAAACGUGCAUACCAGCCAACCGAGAAUUUAAAAGCAUUCCGCUGCAUCAGAACUAUAUUUGCACUUUGAUUUGGGGGCGUGGCAGGUGGACGGCGGACAAUGAACCCGCCCACGCAGCAAGGACAAUAAUUGCAGACUGGAUUGGAAUGGGAUGCACAGUGGAGGAGCAGCAUGAGUUCGCCUUUUUGGAGCGAUGGCAGUACUGGUAUCGCAGCGGCCCCACAAUCCACAUAAUUCGCAUUACGGGCGCUAAGUUUCGAUAAGUUGGCAAUAAUCGCCGGAAAUGGGCAGUCUGCCGAAUCUUCACGAGCUGGAGGAGGCGGAGCGCAAGCGGGAGAAGCGACGGGAGUACGAACUUCUGCUGGAGCAGCGGGCCCGUGACACCAGUCGCGAGCGGGAGCGACUCUCCGCGUUUGCUCAGCAGCGCAAGCAAUCGUCGUAUAAUGCUUACAUUAUGGCUAGUCUGGGCAUUGGUGGCGGAUCCUUGAGCCUCAAUGCCACCGGAGGCACUGCAACAGGCAAUGGAGAUCUGCCCGGUGGCAAUGGCACAACUGCGGGAAAGGGCCUGAUCCAGGCGGUGGGCACCGCAUCUGGAUUGGCCACCAGUUCGGGUGCUCCGGUGGCCACCAGUGGCUUUGCGAUGCUGGGACUGGCCAAGAAGUAUGCCCCACAGUCACACCACCAUCAGCAUCAGCACCAGCACCAGCAUCAUCAGCACCGCCAUUCGCUGACCACGAGGCAUAGAGUGAUGCGUACCCGCAGUUCUGGAGGAGCCCAGAACGUCUGGGAAGAGCAGAUGAUGGAGCAGCACAUCACCGCAUACUCGCCGUCGCCCAUUUCGACUCGUUCGCAUCGAAUAAAUCCGGUGUCCUCGUACCAGGUGCAGGCUGCUCUGGCGGCCUCGCGUCGCCGGGAGUCCAUAAACAGCUCCAUUGGAGCCACCUCCAUCCGACGAUUGAUAACGCUGAACAACAGGAAUUGCCGGCACAAGGUGCCAGGCCAUGUGCGCCAAAAAGUGUGGCGCCAAUUCAGCUGCUUAAGUCUGGCCCACGGACUGACGAACUGCGUUCUGCUGCCGGUGAUGGCGCUCCAGGGCUCGAAUGCAGUGUGGCACCACCGGGAGGAAUGGUUGCCCCUCGGCCCGGAGAUUGGAUCCCUUCUGCUGAGUGCUCUCUUCCUGGUGGCCGCUGGGAUGAGCCUGCCCAGCAUUCGACUGAUGAAACGAUAUGGUUAUGGGCCACUGAUAGUGGCGAACUAUAUGACAGUGCUUCUAUUCCUCCUGUCGCACCUGUACGCCUCCAUUUACACCCUUCUACCCGCCUACUUGCUGCUGGGCGUGACCUUGAGCGGAUCCGCUGGCUCCAAAGCGGCCUUGAUUGUCCACUUUGGAGGGAAAUUGAGCUGCUCCUGCGAGUCACAGCAGUCGCAGGCGGCGGUCGAUGUCUUGCACGAGGAGCACAAAAUGUUUUGCAAUCGGGAACAGAAGGUGAGACGUCUGGCCAGGUGGUUCAGGGUUUCCCAAGACCUGGGACUAAUCGGAGGAGCCCUUCUGGCCUCCAUUUUGCUGGCCUGCAGCGAUGGAAACUUUACGGGAGAUUGCUCCGGACUGGUUUACUAUGGAAACGAGAGCUGGCCACCCCAACUGAGGGAUUUCUACAAUAGGAACGAGCACGGCGACAGGAUCUGUGGGGCAGACAUGUGUCCCCUGAGAGGGCAAUCCAUUCUGGCGGCGGGUUGGGCCAAUGGCAGCUCCAUACCCAGUUCCAUCUAUGCGGGCUUCAUCGAAAGUGAGCCCCGUGUGGCCGGGCAAUCCCUGCUCUGGUUGUACGUUCUGUUCUCGAUGAUAUCAUUGACCCUCUCGCUGCUGGUAGUGGUGGACAAGGUGUAUGCCGCAGGCUCAUCGCGACCGGAGCGUUCAAGAGAUGUGAGCAUCACGGAUACCCUGCUCUUUGCCGGUCCCCUGGCCUAUUUUGUGGGCACGGAACAGGCCUAUAUGAUGGGUGACUUUCUGAGGGCCUUCGUCACCUGCUCGUUGGGGAUCGGAAUGAUUGCCGGCGCCUUGAUUGGCAUGGGUCUGAUGCAGCUCAUCGUCUCCUGUACCUUGAGCAUGCUGCUCAGGCACGUCAAGCGGAUCGUCGUGAUUUUGGCUGGUUUCUUCUUCCACUCCUGUCUGCUGCUGGCUCUGUCCAGUUGGAAGCCCUCGAGUGACGACAGUGCCCUGUUCUAUGUGAUUGCCGCCUCGUGGGGUGCCUGUAAUGGGAUGUGGGAGACGCUCCUGCUCUCGCUGGUCACCCUCAACCAUGCCAGUCAUGUAACGGAGGUCCAGGCGCCUCUGCUGGCCCUUCGGUUCCUGGGACUAGGACUGACCUUCGCCGGUCACGGCUUCCUCUGCGAAUCGAUGAAGAUCAUUGCCCUGGUGGUGCUGCUCGUCAUCAGUGUGCCACCGUAUGCUACGCUGGAAAUCCGACUGGAGGCGCAACGCAAGGCGACGCUCGUCAGCUUAUGACGCAGCAUCUUCAGCUAGUCCCGACGAAUGCGACGGGAAGUCGUGGUUCGGACGCACACCAUGUGACAUGUUCCGGAUACGGAUACGGAUCCGGAUCCUGGUCGGCGGCCAGAUCUCCUCGAAUCGCAGCCCGUCAUGGAACGUAUGGAACGAGAGACACAAGUCAAGCGACGCAAGUUACACUUCGAGCUCAGUGGACAGAAGUCGGUCGAUUCGGAAAGGGAUACGGUUUAAAACAGCUUUAUCUGAUAUACAACAAAUAGCCACAUGGGGGCAAAGCUGGCUACUGACCUCUGUCCGCGGGCCUAGAGGAUAAGACUAGUUAAUAGGUUUGAUCUACACCCAUGUGGGGUUCCCUUCGAAGUGGGUGCAUUCUCAAUUUAUAGCAUUUGCCAGUGCCAGUAAUGUUGUUCCAUGUCUAUAACCUAUCUAUCAAAUAGAAAUAGAGAUAGAGACAGAUAGAGAGGGAGAUAUACAUAGAGAGAGAGAGAGAGUGAGAGAAAGAGAGAGAGAGAGAGAGAGAGGAAGAGAGAAGGAGAAGAGGGGAGAAGAGCUUUAUGAGCCACAAUAAGCAUCUAGCAUGUAGAACGUUACAUAUGUAUGUACCAGUAUAUCCGAUCUGAGGUGAUACGAUAUCAAUUGCGUAUCUGCAUACAUGUAUGUAUUUCGCCAAGGGCUCCUCUGCCAAAAGGUUUUUUUUUGUGUGUAUUUCCUAAUGUAAACUCCUAGGCGUAGGUGUAUUCAAUUGGAACUCCAGUUUGCAGUUUCCAAACCGAAGCGAUCCGUUCCGAUCCGGUCCAGAGUUAAUGUAUGUUAUGUAUGUGUUGUCGGUGUAAUGUGCGUUAUAUAGGUUUCGAGACCCUCCACUUUUGUCAACCAUAGGUGCAUCCCGAUUCAGAUCCAGAUCCAAAUCCAGAUUCAGAUAAAGCUAGCUGCAAACUGUUAUGAUAACCAGGUGAAAUCCUAAGGUCUAAGGUCUAAGGUCUAAAGCAACAAUGUUAACAUUUUAAAAAUUUUGAGAGUAACCAUUUUGCGACCGCUGACGAUUUCAUACAUCGGGCUAAGUAUUACAUGUAUGUUGCUAGCCACAUACUACGAGUAUAUAUACAUAUACAUAUACAAAUACCAAUAGGCAUAGACAUACUAUAUAUUUUUUCUUAGCGCUGGUUCCAUCUGAAUACUGGAAUACUGAACAAAGCAGGUCGCAAACGAAUUAAGCCGGUGGGACGGGCAGCCAAAUACGAUAAGAUCGAGUUCUACGUGUAUUGGAUGUGUGUUGUAUAUUGUAGGUGUCCAUAUCCAGAUCCAAUAAAGAUUUCAAAAACAA